AUGCUCACGAGCGAGACGAACGUCGUCACGCUCUUGCUCGGGUACCCCAACGCCUUCCCUAUCUGCCCUAAGUUGUCGAUCGCCUGUGCCGCCGAUCCCGAACGUGAUCGCCGUGAACAGGAUUAUCAUGUCGAUGCUGAAGACCGCCUGCAGGAUGUUGUAGUCCUCGCCGCGCUCCGGCGGCCGGAACACGUCCUUCCACCACGGAGGGAGGCUGGUUUUUAUUUGACUUGGUUUGGUGUUUGCAUAUUGGCUAUCGUCGUGGGUCACGACAUUAAUUAUCUGAGUUCGAUUAUGAGUAGUAGUCGUCGUCUCCGUCUGCGUCGUCUCGGAGGACUUGAACUGUUCCCUCAAGACGAUCGCGAGCGGAGCGAAGAGGAGAACAACGACGAUGGUCGCACUGACGGCGUAUUCUGCUCGGGUGAAAACGACGCUGUUUUGAAGGAUGAUCAGAGCCAUGAGGAAACCGGCGAGGCCGAGGGAGAUGUCGUUUUCCGGCCGGCUUCCGCCGGAGUUCAUGAGUCGGACGGUUCGGAGAAAAACGAGGGAGACGGUGGCGGGAAGCCAUGCGAUGAGGAGGAUGAGUGCUUUCGAGUCGUGGCCGUAGAGCGCGUGGAAGAUUUGCGUCAUGAUGGCGCCGCUAAGGCCGGUGAAGCCCUUGAGGAGGCCGAUGACUACGCCGCGGCUUUGGGGGAAGUUUUUGACGCAAGUGACGAGGGCGCCGGUGUUGGAGAAGGUCUGGGAGUUGGCGCCGAGGCAGAUGUAGGCGCAGAUUUGCCAGACGGGCGGGCGGUGGAUUUUGCCGGCGACGGCGAGCCAGAUGAGGAAGUAGCCCGAGAAGUUCAUGGCCAUGCCGAUGGCGAGGACGACCCAAGGAGGGGUGAACUCGUUGAUGACGCCGGAGGCGAUGGCGAUGUUUCCGCCGAGGUCUUUGAAGAAGCCGAUGAGGUUGAGGGUGGUUUGGUCGUAGCCGAGGGAUUUUUUGAUGUCGGUGGAGUAUAUGCCGAAGAUGUAGGUGGCGCCGGACAUGGACAUGAUGAGGAGGCAAGCGAAGACCAUGAACCAACGGCCGGCGAGAGCCUGCCGGAGGAGAAGGGCUCGGCUGAGCUUAACCUCAGUCAUGUUGAGUUUGAUGUUUGUGGUGGUGAUGAGAAGAGGACAAUGGUUGGGUGA
This is a messenger RNA of Striga asiatica, 1173 nucleotides long. The record is from the annotation of a GenBank genome assembly. Lineage: Eukaryota; Viridiplantae; Streptophyta; Magnoliopsida; Lamiales; Orobanchaceae.